Ornithorhynchus anatinus (platypus) is the source of this 2866-nucleotide messenger RNA. RefSeq names its product butyrophilin subfamily 1 member A1-like. Gene Ontology annotation, molecular function: signaling receptor binding. Gene Ontology annotation, biological process: T cell receptor signaling pathway; regulation of cytokine production. The coding region runs from base 320 to 1447 and encodes 375 amino acids. NCBI's taxonomy places the organism in Eukaryota, Metazoa, Chordata, Mammalia, Monotremata, Ornithorhynchidae. The transcript is spliced from 6 exons. The record is from RefSeq and is a predicted model, not a curated record. Gene Ontology annotation, cellular component: external side of plasma membrane.
GGAGGACCCUACUCCCCCAAGGCCCCCUUUUCUGGGUCAGGCCAGGAGAAGAUCCUGGAGAAGAGUCAGAGAGAACAAGUAAAUUCAAAUCUGUGGACUAUGCACAUGCCUCUGUGUAUGCCACUGGUUACAGCAUAUUCCUUCUGCUCCAGUUCCUGUCCCUGAAAGGUGUCUGGUUAAUUCUUACUGCCGUGGACCACUUUCUGCUGCCUGUCCCAGAUCACCAUCGCCACCUGCUCUAACAGCGAGAUAACCACUGAGCCACUGUUUCUUCUCUGAGGGACAUUGCCACGGUCUCUGGGCUCCAACAGUGGCAGUGAUGAUGGGUUUUCCAGAUUCCUCAAUGCCCAGAUGUCUUCUCUUCCUCCAACUCCUCCAGAUGGCCACGCUAGGCUCAGCUCAGUUUGCUGUGAUUGGACCUGCAGAGCCCAUCCUGGCCCUGGAGGGGGGAGAUGCUGAGUUAUCCUGUCACCUCAAUCCCAAAAUGAGUGCAGAGAUGAUGGAGGUCAGGUGGUACCGAGCCAAGUUCUUCCCGGCCGUGUAUGUGUAUCGAGCUGGGCAGGACACAGACAAAGAGCAGAUGGAGGAGUAUCGAGGGAGAACAACAUUAGUGAGAGAUGCUAUUGCAAAUGGGAGUGUGGCACUGAGAAUACACAAUAUCAGAGCUUCUGAUGAAGGAAGAUAUCACUGCUUUUUCCAGAGAGACGCAGUAAGCGAAGAAACCAUUCUAGAACUGCGGGUGGCAGGUCCCUUAUUCCCGAGGGCCUAUCCUUUGAUGGUGACUCUUGCUGUGACUCUUCCUGCACUAGGACUCCUUAUCACUGGGGGUCUUUAUCUCAUCUGGAAAUUGGACAGUGAUAAAGGAAAAUUCCAGGCUGAGCUCAGGUGGAGACGGGCCCUGUUCCCUGCUGAUGACAUCACUCUGGAUCCAGACACAGCUCAGCCCGAACUCAUUCUUUCUAAGGAUCUAAAAUGUGUGACCAGGGGAGACACAUGGCAGGACCUGCCCAACAUUCCUGAGAGAUUUGAUCCAAAGGCUCAGGUGCUGGGCCGUGAAGGCUUCACCUCGGGAAGACAUUGGUGGGAGGUGGAGGUGGGGGACAGGACCUGCUGGGAUGUGGGGGUUUGUAGUGAAAAUGUGACGAGAAAAGGGAUGAUCCCUGUGUCACCUAAGAAUGGAUUCUGGGCUAUAGGGUCAGAUGGAUCAAAGUACUGGGCCCUCACUUCAGCACUGACAUACCUUUCCGUGAAAAUACCACCCCACCGGGUGGUGGUUUACCUGAACCAUGAAGCCGGAGUCAUCUCGUUUUACAGUGGAACUGAUGGAUCCCACAUCUACACUUUCUUCCACACCACCUUCUCUGGGACUCUCCACCCUUUCUUCUUCCUUUGGUCCCAUGACCCAGGCCCCCUGACCAUCUGCCCUGUGCCCAGUGGGACUGUAUGAGAUCCAUCCCCUUCCCCCUCCCAGGAUGCCCAGUGCCCCCUAAGGGGAGGGACCUGCCUCAACUCCCACCCAACCCACACCUGAGGUUCCUCCUGCCCCUUAGGCUACAGAUCCCCUUCUGGUAACAGCUGCAGCUGCCAAUGUCCCCGGCUCUUCUAAUGCUCCCCCAGGGCAGGCACAAUCUGGGAGUCAUUGUCUCCCUGAUGCUGCUGCUGCUACUUCCAGGGAGGGCCCCCACAGGGGGCAGAGCUGAAGAAGACUGUGACACUCUGAUCUUGGACGGGACAGUGGUGUCCUGAAACUGCUGCCAGAACCACAUGCUUAGGACAGGAGGAUGGACAGGGCUGGAUUUCCCAGACACUGAGGCUUGGGCUAAAAAGGGAUCAUGAGACUGCCCAGCUCAUGGACUUGGGUCAUCUAGAGGGAGGGAAGACCUUUCUUGUGGAUCUUUCCACACCAUCCAAGUCAAUCCCUGACAUUCCAUCAUGUGAACCUGCAGAAACUGCAGAUUCUUUACAGGAUUCCCAUGACAACCUUAGGACAGUUUUUGUCUGUCCAUCUCCCCCGAUUAGACUGUAAGCCCGUCAAACGGCAGGGACUGUCUCUAUCUGUUGCCGACUUGUUCAUCCCAAGCGCUUAGUACAGUGCUCUGCACAUAGUAAGCGCUCAAUAAAUACUAUUGAAUGAAUGAAUGAAUGACUGGGCCCCUGAAGGCUCCCCCAUGGGCACCACCACGCUUGGUCAGGGAAGAAGAUGGUGAUGUAUAGGGGGAUGGGGAUGGCUCAGCUUUUGUCACAUCAGGGGAAAUUCACAACUGUUUGUGGGUAACAAGGCAGCAGAACAGCUCUCUGAACCUGGCUCAUCGUGGCUGGGCUCCACUGUCUCCCUCUCCACUGUCUCCCUCCAGCUCUGGGAUCCCACUGGGCCACUAUCACCCUGCUCUAGUCGUCCCUCCGCAUCAACCACUGAAUGACCUCUAACUGCUGACAGUUCCCCAGCCCCGUGAGUUUAUUGGAAACAGAUAACUUCAAACAGAGACCACCAGGCAAGAAGUCCCAGAGAGACCAAGGUGGGCUGGGAGUCCAUGGAGGCUGGAGUGGAAUCCAAAAAGAAAAUGACAACAAGACAAGGUCUGCUUCAGGAUGUGAGACUGUUUCCUCUGAUUCUGGAAGAAUCCAGACUGGGAGUGUUUGUAUCACUUCCGGGGAUUGGAUUUUCUGCCCUUUUCCCUUUGUCUCGGUGCUGAUGGUGAGAGUGUCUGCAGCAUCAGUGUCUUUUCCAUGCUGAUGACCUGUUGGUUCUGUCCCCUAGGUCUCUGAUCUCUCUGUUAGCUGCCAAUAAGGGCUUGUUUCAAACCCCCAAACUGUGUGUGUCUGCUAUGUUGAUUGGGUAGAAGCAAUGACAAUAGCAUAUACUGAG